Molecule: messenger RNA, 2009 nt
Organism: Paralichthys olivaceus (Japanese flounder)
Lineage: Eukaryota; Metazoa; Chordata; Actinopteri; Pleuronectiformes; Paralichthyidae
Gene: atf4b
Product: activating transcription factor 4b
Biological process (GO): regulation of transcription by RNA polymerase II
Cellular component (GO): ATF1-ATF4 transcription factor complex; ATF4-CREB1 transcription factor complex; nucleus
Molecular function (GO): RNA polymerase II transcription regulatory region sequence-specific DNA binding; DNA-binding transcription activator activity, RNA polymerase II-specific
Source: RefSeq, a predicted model, not a curated record
CGGAAGGACACCUCCGCUCCACGCUGAGGCUCAUUAAGCAGCGCCGCAGCACCACGCGCGUCACUUUCCGCUCAGACCAUCAACACAGCAGCAUCGAACCCACGGACACCCUCCUGUCGGCCGACAUGGCAGCGUAAGAGUGUGACCAGCAGCAGCCGCUCCCACCAACACAGUGCAUCCAACCAGUGCACUGAGUCUCCUCCGAUUCAGCAAACAUGUCGUCCCAUGUGGAAACCCUCAGCUCUGCUGCAUUCGACAGCAUAAAACUCUUCGACGCUCUCCUAGCAUCAUCACGCAGCCCGUUCGUGACCAACAACAGCCACUAUGACCAUGACGAUGACAAACUCACUGUUUGGCCCGGAAGACAUGGAGGCCCUUCUCUGGGGGCCUUCCUCUCCCACGGCUGACGCCAUGGGCAUGUUCUUUCACCCUGACCAAGAAGAGAAUCAGGAAGGAGGAGGGAACUCACCAGAGGGGGACACUUCACUCGUGUCGUACCCCACCUCCUCAAUGCCCUCUCCUCCUAACUUCUACUCUCCUCCCUCCUCGCCGCCCGCCGCCCUCCUCCACGGGGUCAAAGCUGGGAAUGAUUCUGACCUGCUCACCCUCCCCUGGUUGGAGCACCCUGAUCAGCUGAGAUGCGAAAUGGUCUCGGGUGACAGGAAAGAGGAUCCGCUCGGUGCCCUGGACUGGAUGGCGGAGAAGAUGGAUCUGAGCGAGUUUGACCUGGAUUCUCUGAUUGGCUCCUGCAGUCCUCCUGAAGAGUCCAACAGCUCCACAGAAGACCUGCUGGCCUCCCUAGGUUGCCCCAUGGAGCUCGACUCCCUCCCAGUGCCCACUCUCUCAACUCCUGUUCUCUUUCCUCCAAGUUCCCCUCCCACCACCCUCCCCACAGUCUGUGAAGAAGCUUCAGUCAUCUACACCUCUGGGCAGGAGGCCCCCUCUCCUCCCCCGUGUGUCCCAGAGCCACAAGAGGAGCUCGAAAUCAAAUCUGAGCCAGCUUCUCCGGACCCACCCACCCCCAUGGUUGAUUCUCCUUCCUCACCAGUCGACACCCUGGACCUGGGCAGUGAGGUGGAUGUCUUGGAGACUGAGGUGAAGCCAGUAUUAGCUGCUGUCGUCCCUCAGGUCCAGGGAUUUGUAUUUGCACCAGCGCACCUCAUCCUUGUGCUGGCCCCCAAAAAUGAAAUUGGAAUCACCACUACUACUGUAACCACCACUCCAGAGGUCAUUCACUUGUCCCCUCCCGCCUCCCCUCCACAAAGGUGGUCUAGAAGCAGACCAUACCCUGAGCCCAAAUACAAAGCCAGUCCACCCUCUCCUGAUGUAACCACUGUCAAAGUCAAGUCCCUCUGUGGUGCAGCUGAUUAUGAUGAUGAUGAUGAAGACGAUGAUGAAGACGAUGACAGGAUAACUCUGAAGGCUCCGAAGGACAAGAAGCUGAAGAAGAUGGCACAGAAUAAGACGGCCGCCACACGUUACAGGAAGAAGAAGAGGUCUGAGCAGGACGCGCUCUCCUCGGAGCAUUCGCUUCUGGAGAGGAAGAACAUGGAGCUGAAGGAGAAAGCUGAAUCCAUGGCCAGGGAGAUCAAGUACCUCAAAGAGCUGAUGGAGGAGGUCCGUCUGACCAGGAUCAGAAAAGGUCUCAGUCCUGACCCUUAGUGGUUGGACCUAAGUAUGUCAGAGUAGGAUGUGUCAAGCAGAAAGUGUCAGAUUUUAUUUUUAAUGCAAACAUGUAUCAGUAUAAUGUGUCUCCUCACAGGAUGUCCUGAUAUCUAACACUGGUAUUAGUACUACUAGUAGUUUUAUAAUAAAUGAGUAGUUAUAUGGAUGUGUGGGAUAUUUUUCCACUCAGUAUAAGAACUUAUGCUGUUUCUUCUAUGUAUUUUGAUUCCUCUAUAUGUGGACCUCAGUAACAAACCAGUAAGUCUUUCAAUGUUUUAAAAUGUGUAUAUGAUAAUUUCACCAAUCUACCUGUAUUAUCUCUCAAUAAAGAAUCUUGAACCUUA